Molecule: messenger RNA, 363 nt
Organism: Leptosia nina
Lineage: Eukaryota; Metazoa; Arthropoda; Insecta; Lepidoptera; Pieridae
Source: the annotation of a GenBank genome assembly
AUGAAAGGGGGUAGCGAGGGCGUCGGGGGGGAGGACGGGGCCGUCAUCUGCGUACAGGGUGUCCAGCCGCCCACGAUCGAUACCUAUACGUGUGGACUUUAUGUAAAAAGCCUCCUGUACACCCGGAGAAUGCCGACCAUAAGUGUCGAGAAACGAGUCGCCCCCGGGGAGGAAGGCACGAAAUAUCUUCAAUUUUCGAGAGAAAAUUUUCCAAUGCGGGGGAGAGUGCCCGCGGCGGAAGGGCUCGCUCGCCCCGUUUGCUUGUGUCCGAAAAAUGCGCACCCCUUAAUUGAAUUUACUGAUUUGCCUUUCGGAACGCACGCCCCGCCGUAUUUAUUGCGGCACGCUCGUUAUGCUCCAUAG